UCAGAGAGCGGCAACGGGACGUCACGUCGGGCCCGGGGCAGGCGAAGGAGUCGGAGCAGCGCGCGCGCGCACGGGGGGAGCCGGGGAAACGGUCUGUUUCAUUCUUCCCCUCGGUUUGACUCGACACCAUCGCAUUCUUAAAACCCGGCUCCAGCGUCUCUGUUCUUUUGUUUUCACUCCUUUCCGAUUUACCGGCGAGGUUCCAUCAGUGUUGGGUCCGCCCGCCGGACGCCGGCCUCUCGCACGACCGUUGGUCCGCGUACGCGUCGACAGCCUCGCUGAUUGGACGGCGUUCGAUGCUAGUCUGGUCACUGAUUGGGUGCUGCUCGAAAUCCUUGCGAUUGGGCGAUAUUCCGAGCAGACCGGGAUCGUUGAUUGGGUGUCGUUUGGAGCGCGCUCACCGAUUGGUGGACCCGGAACCGUGUUCUGAUUGGUCAUAUUGAUAUCCCGUUUGUUGUUUGGCUAACGAAGCCGUGCCCCCAUUGGCUGACGCUGAACUGCUUUGUUGGUUGGUUGCUCCAGCGGUUCGUUCGUUGAUUAGUGGACGCUGACCCGUUCUCUGAUUGGAUGACGAUGGCGCUGAUUUGUGUCCUAGUUCUCUUGCUCUCUCUGAACAGCGCAGGCGCCGUGGAGGUGAAGCGACCCCAGGGGGUCUCCCUAUCUCAUCGGCACUUCUAUGAUGAGACCAAACCAUUUACAUGUCUGGAUGGCUCCAAAACCAUUCCAUUUGAUGAGGUGAAUGAUGACUACUGUGACUGCAAGGAUGGCUCAGAUGAACCAGGAACAUCUGCCUGUCCAAAUGGUAGCUUCCACUGCACGAACGCUGGACACAGACCCCGUUACAUUCCAUCUUCCCGUGUGAACGAUGGCAUUUGUGAUUGCUGUGACACAACAGAUGAAUACAACAGCGGUGCUUCGUGUGAAAAUACUUGCAAGGAACAAGGCCGCAAGGAGAAGGAAGCCUUGCAGAAAAUGGCAGAAAUUGCCAAGGAAGGAUUCCGACUGAAACAGCAGCUCAUUGAAGAAGCAAAGAGAAGUAGGGAAGAGAAACAGCAAACUCUCUCAGAGCUACAGAAGAAGAAGGAAACCUGGGAAGCACAGGUUGAAUCACUGAAGGCAAUAAAGGAAGCGGCAGAGAAGCCUGAACAGGAAGCAAAAGAAGUUCAUAAGAAAGCAUGGGAUGAGGUCCAAGCUGCACGUAAAGUAGAGAAGGAGAAAGCUAAGGCUGCUGAAACAUUCAAGGAGCUGGAUGACAAUGAGGACGGCUUUGUUUCAGUAAACGAAAUUCAGACUCAUGCAGAGUUGGACAGCGACGCAGAUGGUGUGGUGUCUGAGCAAGAAGCUGAGAGUUUGCUGGGAGGUCUCAGACAGGUUGAUCUUAGCAGCUUCCAAGAGUCAAUCUGGACAGGUAUUCAGGACAGGUACAAGUCUGAGGCAGUGAUUGAAAGCCCAACACCCCCUGAGAUCCCUGUGAAGGAGGGGACAGACAGCUACCCAAAAUCUCACCAGGAAGAACUGACCAAAGAUGACCAUGAUGAGGAGGAUGAUGGUGGUGGUGAGGACCGAGAUGAUGACGAUGACGAUGAUGAUGAGGGUGAUGACGAGGAGGAAGAUGAUGGAGGCGAAGAUGAUUAUAAGGACCAACAAUCUUCAUAUUUCUCGGAAAAGCACGAUGCAGAUGAUGAGAAAAUGCCACCGUAUGAUCAAGAAACGCAGGCUCUGAUUAACGCUGCCGAUAAAGCACGAGAUGAGUUCACCGAAGCAGAGAAAUCGCUGAGGGAGGUGGAGACUUCGAUUGGGAGUCUCGAGCGGGAGCUUACCAUUGACUUUGGACCUGAUGGAGAAUUUGCAUAUAUGUUUAACCAGUGUUAUGAAAUGACGACAAAUGAGUAUGUCUACAAGCUUUGCCCGUUCAGUAAAGUGGCACAGAAACCCAAACACGGAGGUUCAGAAACCAGUCUUGGUGUAUGGGGCUCGUGGGCUGGACCUGAAAGUAACAAGUUCACUGCGAUGAAGUAUGAGCAUGGUACUGGCUGUUGGCAGGGGCCCAGUAGAACCACCUUGGUGAAGCUGUCCUGUGGCAAAGAAACUGUCGUGCUGUCCACUUCAGAGCCCAGCCGCUGUGAAUACCUGAUGGAGUUUUCGACGCCAGCCCUUUGCCAGGAGGAGAUGAAUGGGGAAGGAACAGAACAUGACGAAUUGUGAGAAUUGGGUUCUUGGAACCUCAUUGGUGAAGAAACAGACAAGAUGAGUUUGCUGGAGCCUGCAGCACUGUUGACCCCAGCAGGCAUCCUUACACUCAUGGACCAGUUUAAUUUUUUUUUAAUUGAAGCCCCUCCUCUCUUUGGGCACUUUUCCAAAAUGAUACCUUUCCUCUGAGAAAAGACUUCCUCAUCAUUGGCCCCUUGGAACUAAAUCACAGCUCUGCAGAAUUCUUUUUUCUUUCCAAGUUGAUAUGCAUUCUUUCUUCCUUCCUACACCUCCCACGUCUGUGAGACACAGUGACUUAGCUCAGCAUCCAGUCUCAACCAACACGCUGCUUACACCAUGAAAUACAGUUGCCUUUUUAUUUUUUUAAAAAAAAAGCUUGAUAAUAAAAUUUAACAGGAGGAAAUCCAUCUGGCUGAUUUCAGAAGCUGCAGCAUGCACAGUAGACUGUUUGCAUCCCUCUCGGAAAUAAGUCAUGUUUUAGUAAGAGAGUGAAAUCUGUUUCGGUCUGAGUUCGGGAUUCUUUGCGUACUGCUUCUGUAACUUCUAGUUUUGAGGAUUCUCUCGUGCGUGUUCUCUUUUUCGUGUGCUCUUCCUCAUGUGCUGUCACCUCCCCAUUUGGAAACCAGGUCCCACAAUCUGUUAAUGAAUCCUAUAUGUGGUUUCUUUUUGUUUCAAAAGUAAUUUUUAAACACACUCUCACACUCACACUUGCAGACCUGGAUGUUUUGUUGUUGAAAGCCCCCCUCCUGCCCACCAUAUCCUUCCCUUUUUUUGUGGUUAAUAGCUUGCUUUGGAACCUUUGCAGUCCUCCCUCGCUGGGAGACCAGGACAUUGUGAAUUUUGGAGAAGGGGGUGUUGGUAUUGCUCAGGACACAGCUGGCUGGAUUCAGGCAGACUGAAGCAGAUUACCAGGCGCUAGUUUUUUUUCCUGCACUUCCGUAGAGGCAAAUAUUCCUUCCUUUUUGUUGCUUUGCCACUUUUGGUGUUCCAUAAUGACAGAAGCCAGCAGUUAUACAUACGCAUGGAGAAACUGUGAUGAUAAUUGUUGACUGAUUUUUUUUUUUACUGCUUCAUGGAUUUUUGGGUCUUGUGGAUUCAUCACUGAAUUCUGCUUCCUCCAAAUAGCUCAGAGUCCCGUCCCCUCCAUUGUGUGCUUGAGGUAAAUGGGAUUCAGGUGCAUACCCAGGAGUCCAGUUGAGCCUUUUAUCGGCACUUCAAUCAAGCCCAGCUUUUGUAUUCCUCCCCUUGGCUGUGACCAAACAAUCGUGUCUUAAAAAAUUUUUGAAUAGGAUCAAUGUAUAUUUUUAUUGGAUACAAUCUCUCUCGUGCUCUCUCUCUUUCUCGCUGUCUCUCUCUCUCUCUCUCACUAAGCUGCGAUGGUUGUUUGUGCCCCCCUUCCCUUUUUUUUCAGUGCCUGUCUGUCCUCUCAGCUGUCUUGCAAUCACUUGCAGCCACGAUCGAGUGAAACUGCAGGAGGGUUAAAUGAAUAACUUCAUGGUGACAAAUGAAAAUAAACUGGUGGUUGGAGAUGUA
Messenger RNA from Stegostoma tigrinum, 3744 nucleotides. RefSeq names its product protein kinase C substrate 80K-H (gene prkcsh). The transcript has 17 exons. Gene Ontology annotation, cellular component: glucosidase II complex. Gene Ontology annotation, molecular function: calcium ion binding; protein binding. NCBI's taxonomy places the organism in Eukaryota, Metazoa, Chordata, Chondrichthyes, Orectolobiformes, Stegostomatidae. Gene Ontology annotation, biological process: liver development; N-glycan processing. The coding region runs from base 568 to 2205 and encodes 545 amino acids. The record is from RefSeq and is a predicted model, not a curated record.